Toxoplasma gondii ME49 is the source of this 824-nucleotide messenger RNA. RefSeq lists its product as hypothetical. The transcript is spliced from 5 exons. The coding region runs from base 14 to 622 and encodes 202 amino acids. The record is from RefSeq and is a predicted model, not a curated record. NCBI's taxonomy places the organism in Eukaryota, Apicomplexa, Conoidasida, Eucoccidiorida, Sarcocystidae.
GUUAGUCUCUCUGAUGCGAUACCGGCCUAAAACGAAGCACUCAAAUUUUGCCUCACGACGUAAAACCAUGGACAAGCGGAUUUCUACAUCCAGGCGGACUUUAGUGGAUACCACAUUAAGUAGUCGUAAAUGCCUGCUGGAUCGCCUGGAGAAAAGACUGAUUGAGCUGAAUGGCAGAUUAAAAAGCGUUAUAUUUCGGCAUGACCUUCCGAGAGGAGGAGACCUCACGCCAGCAGCCACUCACACCGAUGAUCCUGCAGUUGUAGAGGCAGAAAAUGUUGCACACACAUUACGCGCACAGCUUAUUAAACUGAAGGGGACGUCACACAACAAUGACUCGGACACCGGCCUGCCAAUCUCAAAGACGGGCGCCGAAGAGGUGCUGGAGUUUUUGAUGAAGACGUUGGAGCGAGAGAAACGACGCAAGAGAGAACUAGAGAUUACUCUACAGAGAGACAUGAAGAGACUCAGUGAGGCGACGAGCCGCCUGGAAGCUUCACAGCGGGAGCUCCACAGGGUGCUCUCAGAUAUCGACCUUGUGAAUGAAGAAAACAUGCAGCUUCACAACGAAGUUAAGCGAGGACAGUCUUUUCAACAAUCCACUCGAUGGUGCGAAGUGUGAUAACGUCCGGUCCAAAACCUACCGGACUGCUUUAUAACGUUGACUCCUCUUAUUCGAAUGUGCCUUGAUCGAAGUGCACAUUCAGACUUUGCGGGACUGCUGUUUCUAUCUGCAUCUCCGGACCACACCCGUCUACGCAUCACAGUUCCCUAAGCUUGCACAAAAUACUUUGCAGCCAGGGAGUAUUCCUUACUUACGAGGC